Messenger RNA from Rotaria sordida, 430 nucleotides. NCBI's taxonomy places the organism in Eukaryota, Metazoa, Rotifera, Eurotatoria, Philodinida, Philodinidae. The record is from the annotation of a GenBank genome assembly.
UGGAGAUUUGGGUGGUAAUAGUCCUUCUAAUCCAACCGAAACACAAUGCUGUUCGUCGUGUUGUUGUCGCUUUACUGUUCAUGAUAAUGAUACUGGCUGCUUUUAUACUUAUGAUACUUGUAUUAGUAGUGGUGCUACUAUUGGUGAUGCUCGUUGUUAUUGUCUUACUUAUCUUCGUGGUGAUUGUGUUAAUGAUUGUCGCGUUGCUUGUUCUUGUGGUAAUCGUAUUGCUUGUCCUACUGACCCUCGUAUUACUUGUUGUGACACUCCUGCUACUAAUCGUUGUGCUCCUCGUACUGCUAAUCGUCCUGCUGGUAAUGGUCGUCCUGGACUUAUUGUACAAACACAAAUUCAACAUGAUAAUCGAGCAUUCCCAUUAACCAUGAUCAAUAUCAAUGAACAUAAUCCAGCAAUUAGUUUUCUCCGUUGA